UGUAGAAGUACUUACAAUCGUUUGAGAGGCAUUAAAUGUAAAGACUUCUAGAGGAGCAACAUCAACAUCCAUUUGUUCAUCAUGGAAUAAAAACUCUCACACUUCUGCGAUCAACAAGAUGCCACCUAGAAGUAAAAGUAUCAACAACGGUCGUCCAGGCCCAAAUUCACGCGGAAAUUCUGGCGCAAAAAGCAGAGCAGAUGGUUCAGGCGAAAAUUCACGCCGAAGUUCUGGCGAAAGAAACAACGGAGGUCGUUCAUUUCCAAAUUCACGCGGAAAUUCUGCCUCCACCUCCGCCGGCUCUCUCGAGAUGGAGGCAGGUAAAAUCGAAGCAGGUCCAGGUUCAGCUUCAAACAAGGAGACCACUGGAUCUGGCGCAUGGACUCCCUCCACCUCCGCCAGCUCUCGCUCUCCUUCACGAUCUUCCUCCAUUUCUAGUCUUGAACAUGGAUCAUCACUUGGACCAAAGGCCGAGUGGGAUCAAAUGCUGCAGCUAGAUGGAGCAGAACAAGAGGGCGCAAGCUGUCCUGCGCCCAAUCGUUAUAGCCUUCCGUCGCUUAAGAAUUGGAAGAAGCCGGGUUUUCCUACGAGUUCACUUUCAGCCAGAUUUAUGGUUUUUUCCAGCGACUCAGGCUCUGCGGGCACAGAUAGUGGACGUUGCCAGUUGAAGAUUCUACACAACAUCAUGAGUAGUGACAAAACCUGUUUUGAAAGUGGUGUUGCGCCCUGGGAGGGUGGCCGCGACACACUUCUUGGUCGUGCAGCGUAUGACGCCGGUCGUGCAGCGUAUGACGCCAGCACUGGUAAGGAAUUUGCAACUUUUUUCACGUUCAUCCUGAACAAACAACUAUAUCCGAUGAUCGAGGAGCAGGAGGCCAAGAAUAAUGAUGAGGAGCUGGGCGAUUCUCUGUCUUCUCCUGGCGCCACCAGCUUGGUUUUGGGCACGCAAACGUUGAAGACUAUCAUCUCCCCGUUGAAGACUAUCAUUCUGGACUUCCUACACGCUCGCUGGCGUCUAUCACCGCAAAUUCAAUUGUUGGACAACAACAACUCACCUUCGGGUGGACGUCUGAAUGCCGGUUUUGCGAACAUGCAAGAGGGCACAAGUAGCUUCUUUGCUUGCGCGUUCCUCGACGCCAUGACUAAAGAAGCGAAGCAAGAGAAAAAGCUGGGCACCGCUAAGUGCACUUCUGGAGAAAUUAAAAUUGUGGUAUAAUACCAUUAUUACAAGUAGAGUACUUAGUCUUAGACUUUGAUUUUCAGUCUACUGAAAUUUUACCUGUAGCUAGAAGUAGUUGUAUGAAAUUCUACUCGAAGAUUGAAUGACUCUGGUAUUUGGUAACCUAAUUUCGAUCAGAAGAAAAACCAGAAGAGAAUCCUUGUGAUUAAAUUCAGGUUACCAAAUACCGGAACAAUACGAAGAUAAGUAGAGAAAUGAUACUGUUCUUUUCUAAGGUCUUCUAAUACAUCAACUACAACUACUGACUCUUGAAGAAGAUCAUUAUAACUGCCCUUCUCUGAUACACUUACAAUCAGGCCCACGAGAAAGGCAGGUGGCAAUCCUUUUUAACGGAAAUAGUUGAACCGGCAUACACAGAGUUGCAAAAGGUAGUGACAUUGAGCUGCGUGGAUAUGGUGCGCACUGCUCUGUUACGAAACGGUGUCGCUCGCGCCAUUGCGGAUGAAAACAAACUCAGUGUGGUGAGUAAAUAUUUAUAAUUGUAAUUGAUUUUUCCACGACUUCUUUUUCUUCUCCUGGUUCUGAAUUCAGUUCCUUGUAUAGCGGGCGGAGGACCUUCUACUUUCCUGAAAAAAUAAUCAAAGUAAAACAUGAUGAUACAACUAAGUACGUAAACUGAAGAACGUGACCAAGGUACUACAGGUUCUUAAAAAAACAACUUCAUACCGAAUUCUCUCCGAAGACAAACCAAUAAGAUCCCACCUGUACUACAACUAAGGAUAAAAAGUGAGGACAGCAAAUAGUCAGACAUUAUGACAUAUAGUAUUAUUCUUUAUGACCAUUACUUACGCUUACCGCUAUUCUUGCAACAGGUGCAGUAUGCAGCUACUGUGGGCGGGAUUAUCUACCCCAAUUUGAAUGAUCCGAUCCUGGAGGGGUUGUGUCGAAGCAGUUCGCCUGCCGAAUUUUCUGCGGAAUUUGGGAAAUUCCGGGAUGCUGUGCUCCUACAGCAGCCGCAGAGGGCGCCCCUCGACUGGUGGACGAGCAUUCUUCAUCUCGCACGGGGUGGCAAAGGCGACCAAAGUGCAAGAGACACCGCGUGCCGUCAGCUGGAAAAAUUCGUGCCUCAAAUUAAGGCUCAACUUUCAAUGGUCAUUGGGGUUGGUCACUGAGAUCGAAGAGGCGACCCCUGGACGAGAGAACAGGGGAAAACGAAGGGAAAGGGGAGAGCCUUGGAGGGGUCUCUUCCGUUCCGAGUCAGUGACCAACGAAUGCUGAGCUUUAAUCGAAAGAACGGCCACGCCAUUUUGUCAGAGGCUGAACUGGAACGCAUCGGCUUGGUUACUACAGGAAGUGGUGCAGGAAGUGAUGAUCUUAGUCCUCUAUCAAAACAGCUUGACAGAAUAGGAAGAGAACUGUCGAGCACCUAUGAUCAGAAAGAAGACCGAUGCAUCUUAAGACUGGGGAACAACAUUUUCAGUUCCACGUCUCUUGCAGUGCCUAGUAGUGACACUGACACGUCGUGGCGUGGAGUCCGCGACAAAUUCCUUGGCAGCGCAGCAUUUCACGCACCUGGUUCUUUGGAGGAUGUAAGGCCGAUCUAUAACGAUCAAGAGGGUCGUUUACUUUUUCAAGACAUAACUAGUAUGACGCUGGACAGCCUCUUCGCUUUGGCGGAAGUGAUGGUGGACGCGAAGCAACCUGCGGUAUCUCAGGUGUCGGACACCUUGAAGAUUGUUGUGGUAGUUUUUCUCCAAAAUUACUGGAAGCUGAUCCCGGGAUUACAAAUUUUUGGAGGAGGUCAGCGCGCAAUGAGAGCAAAUUCUGCAAAUGCACGACCGCAGACUGUUCGUACAACAGAUACAGGGGCAGUAGGAGGUUCUUUAGUUGCGAAGCUACAGAAGAGCGUGUUUGCCUGCGCAUAUCUCGAGGCCAUGUUGGACCGAUCUAGUGACGAAGCAGCCCUUUUGAGCUCUUGCAGAGGCGCGGGCACAAGGGUAUUUGUUUUUCAGAGGAUCCUGAUCCUGAAUUUGUUUCGGAGGUUUCACAUAUCAUACUUGCACUGUAGCUCCUUCUGAUUUGUUUCCUAUGCGCAACCAAAAACGAGGUUCAAAACGAGGACUCAAAGUGGUCGACUUUUUUGAAAGCCAAGGUGAUUCCAGGAUACACGGCAUUGGGUAAGAGAGUCUAUACAGCAUGCACAGAUUCGGUGUGGAAACACCUGGACCGGAAGUCAAAGGUGCUCGAGCUUGCUGCAGAGACAGACGAAGAUCAGGUAAAUAAUAAUAGUCCAGCUCAUGAUCAUUAUUUUAGUGAAGUAGCUGACUCUGUCUUGUUCUAUCAUUUUUUUCAUUUCAUCAUCAUCACGAUCACAUGAUUUGAUGAAAUAUAGAUAUUUAGAAGUAUAUUUUAGAUAUAGAUGUACAGGCAGCGUAAAAGUAAAUAAAUGCCGCAAGAAAGUUUAAAAUGCGUAAGAAAGUAUACACGUUGGGGCCCGGGGCCGGUGCCUCAAAUGCUAGAAGACUAGGAAACACUUUUCUAAGGCAUCAUCUGGAGUUGGCUAGCUCUCGAGAAUAACCUCUGAUUCACUUGUUCUCCUGCAGGUCACGCAAUGGUCGGAAAAAUUGUGUCAAGCUACAUCGGCAAAGGAAUUUUUUCAUGCACUUCAAAACAUACCAGCGUUUCAGAAGACUUCUACGCCUGAGCCGCUUCAGAAGGCUUCUACGCCUGAGCAGAGGACAAACUUACGGCUACCAUUAAAAGUCUGCCUAGAUAGAUUUACAAAAUAUUAUAUACAUGCAACUGAUUGAAGACCAUGAUCAAGAACAUCUCUGGCCACUUCUUCUUCUUCGAGGGGUCGUGGGGAGAGAACGGAAUUAGAAGCAUCUUGACUUCGACGCCAUGGAUUUGUUUUAUUCUUGGCACUUUCGACCUAAAGAGAACGACAUUCGAGGAGCCAUCAUCAUGUUGCUAAAAGAUAUUGAAUAUUUCAAUACUGCACUCAGAUCGAUCAUUUGUAAAAGCUCUAAAAAACCACGACGUGAUGAACAAUGCAGAGCAGGACCCUCUUCUGCAUCCUUUCACAAGCGGCGUGACAAAAUGCUUGGCGCCGGAGGACAAUUCCUCAGUAUCUGGGGAAAUCGCUCAGAGCCUAGCAAACUGGGUAAAAGGAGGACAAGAAACUCUUCAGAGCAUUUUCGAAGGAACAGACUACAACAAGAAAGCUGCUGUGUGCAUUUUCAACAUGCUCUUCAGUUCCGAACCGUUAUUUGAUGAAGUCAUUGGAAAAGACGGCAGAACCAAAGUAGUGUCUUCACGAGAGCGAAUUACAAUGUUACUGCGGACGGCGACUGAUGCUCCUCGAUUGACUAAACAGAUCAACUCAGCUGCACAGAAAAUUUUGGAGUAUAGCUUUGUUCACGCAUCAGAUGAUGAGCAAAAUAAGAUUUUGAGAGCAGGAAGCCUCAUCAAACAGCUCGAGCAGCUCUGGAGUAAGAUCAGCGGUGAUCUUUCAAGGUGGGGCCUACUGCCUUCAAGCAGCGGCUCUAUCGUUUCAUCCAUGAGGAAGAAUUCGCGGGUAUUUCAUUACUCUGGGCUUUGCUAAGUUGUAUCUAAGCUUACUUUUUUCGAUUCUGUUGUAGUUGUACUAUCAAUUUGAAUUUACACGAAAUCACAAUAUGCAUGCGCAUGUUCAACGACAUUGCAGGCUCCCGCUGUACAAGCUGCGCAUUGGGAAUUGUGUCAGGAUUUUUUCAAAGAUGUCCUGAAAGUAUGGAGAGUUGCGAAGUGGCAGAGGAGAAAAGGGAGCACCACCCAUAUAAUCAUGAUGUCACCGCAUGGGGAGAAGCCACAGCCAGCACUGGUAACAAACGACCGCCUCUGGAGGUUCCCACUCUUGAACGAGUUUGCGCAAAAGCGUGAGGAUGUACUAUUAGUUACAGUUCCCCGCAAAUGCUAAAACAAAUUGACUUUUGCCUGCUGUUUCCGUUUCAGGGCUUCUCUCGCUUCGUAGAAGCUCUUAGUUGGGCCCGCUUCGUAACUGUGCGCGCAAUCCUCGCGCAAAUGCACCGCUUUCCAGCUAUGGCCGUCAUCUGCUCGAUUGCAGGGCUACUUGGCUCCACCAGUCCUUAGGCCAGUCCGUUGUGUUGGGCGUGGAGACUGGGCCCGUCGCCCAUCUGCUGCCUGCUUCUUCGAGAGCAGGCACAGAGGUGCAAGACUUGACGAAAGGCUUCGGCCUCUCCUCCGGGCUCGCAUCUGCUGAUACCGGCGGCGCGGUGUCGUUUCUGUUUUCUUUUGCCCUAGAUGGGCGAUGUCACCUGAUUGGCCCCAUUCAUCUGACUAUGUUUGGCCCACUGGUUAAUUUUCUCUUUUGGGGGGCAGCGCUACGUCGUGGGCGCGUUUGUUUCGCUGCGCUACGGAUUCUUUCAGCGGGAUGCAGCGUGGAGUGCCCUUGUGCCAGGCCUCCAGGCUGGCUGUCGCUUCAUUUCUUUGCCCCUCUGGCGUGGGGUAGUCUACCUCUUUUGAUUUAGUAGGUAGCCCCAUGCCUUCAGUGGGACACUCGGCCUACAAGCUUCAUGCCAAUGGUUAGACAUGUAUUCUACAACAGUCUCCAACCUUCGUAUGCAAGACACGAUUGCCGGCACCUCUUCAUUAUCCGUCUUCCUGUCAACAUCCUCAUCUCCACAUCCACAGGUGAUACAACGGCGUUUGUACUAUGAAACUAGUGACGGUCACCAGCACGCCAUCCAGGUUAUUAAACCAACGUCAGUCGCUAGUGCCCCCAGGGACGAGGUGCAUGUGGCUCGAGGUAUCAUUGGGAUGUGUCGACAUUCGAUGGGGCUCCUAGAGAGCCACCCUCUUUCUGAUACUGCUUUCGAGCGGCAGAAUUUGGGGAGAAAACACCUCACGAGUAUCUGCGCGGGUCUCCUUGAGAGAGCUCAAGGAAUAUGUAACGCUAAGAUCGGGCCUCCGCCGGAGCGCGACAUGAAGCCGCCUACAUCCUCCAGUUUUUUCGAAGAGUCCUCUUCGACAAGAAACGUCACGCUUUCAGUCUUCUUAGAGGACGGUGAGCUACUAGGUAUAUAUUUCUUCUCUAAGACACCUAGAAAUAUAUAUACUUACGAAAUUCUUUCUCCUUCACCUCCUAAUUCCAACUGAAAAACAAAGGGAAAAUUGAAAUUGUUCUGCACUUGCACUUUCUUCAUUUUUUUUGAAAUUUUUCACCAGAUACCCAAUGGAUUAGCAAUGGAGAGAACGAUGUUCUUGGUGAGGCAGAUACCCAAGCGAUUGGCAAUGAAGGCAAGGCUAUUGGCGAUGAAGGCAGGGAUGCCGGUAUUGCCGAUGAAGGCAGGGAUGCCGGUAUUGGCGAGGAAGGCAGGGAUGCCGGUAUUGGCGAUGAAGGCAAGGAUGCCGAUAUUGGCGAUGAAGGCAAGGAUGCCGAUUAUGAUUUUGGCGAUAACGGCAAGGAUGCCGUUAUUGGGGAUGACGGCAAGGCUAUUGGCAAUGAAGGCAAGGCUAUUGGCGAUGACGGCAAGGCUAUUGGCGAUGAAGGCAAGGCUAUUGGCAAUGAAGGCAAGGCUAUUGGCGAUGACGGCAAGGCUAUUGGCGAUGAAGGCAAGGCUAUUGGCGAUGAAGGCAAGGCUAUUGGCGAUGAAGGCAAGGCUAUUGGCGAUGAAGGCAAGGCUAUUGGCGAAGAUGACGGCAAGGAUAUUAGUCGCGAUCAUGUACGCAAGGAUAUUAGUCACGAAGAGGAUGCGGUGGCUGAAGGAGUAGACUACAAUAUCAACAUGCUAGCUGGGGAAUGGUACACCUCCUACGCUGCCGGCCCCACAGAAAUGAUCGGAGAUUUGAUUUUAUGGCUCGAUAUAUACUAUAUUCACAACAAAGAUACUCUCCAGAGAUGACUCGUGGAACUAAAGAUUUUCUGCUCUUGACAGAUGAGAUGACAUGAUGACUUCACAGAAGAUGACAGAUUCAGAUGUCAGGUCAGAGAAGAUGAUCUCUUCACAGAAGAUGACAGAUUCAGAUGUCAACAUGUGAUGUGUAGUCGCUCUCUCCCGUCAUGUAAUUUGUAAUAGUAAUCCACGACAACGAAGAACUUUUCUAACCUAUGCGACGUAUGGCGACGAUCCUGCGGGAGCGGUCUGGAAGAAUAUCACGGAACAUCCCACUGCGUUUGUGGUCUCUUUUAUGAACACAACAACAUGAAAUGAUCUUUAUUUAUGCUUAUCUUAUAUAUACAGUAGUUCUCUCUAAAAACCUCUUUUCUCGAAUAGUAGAUUCUUAUCUUAAAUACAUAGUAGUUCUACUUUCUAUCCUCUUCCUCUUUCCUCGAAGCUAAUAUUUUUAGCAUCCUACGUAAGUACAUGAAGAAGAAAACAACACCACGACGAUCUUCAUGUGGAGAAAAAUUGAACUAGUGAACAAUAACGUACACAUGAAGCGGAAGCUAGCACUACCACACUGCUCCACGACCACGACGAUGGGAAAGGUAAACGAUAGAGAACUGCUACUGCUGUUUGAUAGAGAAAACUACACCAGUAAAGAGAAAGAACUCGUCUAUAACUAUAGAUACGAUCCCCGUUUUCGUUUUCGACAGAGUAUCUUCGAGGUCAAGAGUGGCAUUUUUCUAAUCAGGUGGUACUUGUACAGCUCCUCAUGAUGCUGCUCCACCGCUUACGUGGAGGUCGCGGAGCGCCUCCUGUAGCACACCAGGGAAAACCUGUGGAGAUGAAGGAAAUGAAGUUGCGGUUCGCUAAACAGAAUCAAUCGUCUUAUGGCUAAUCUUUUCAACCAUAGAGCUAGAGGUAAUCUUCUUUUUACCAUGAGAUACUAGAGAUUCUUAAACCAUAGAGGUAAUCUUUUUAUCAUGAGAUACUAGAGAUUCAGAUUGAUUGUUCAUUGCAUCUUGACGGCCUCCUGGCAUGUCAAAGUCAACCUUCUUAACCUCGUCCUGGGGAUAUUCUUGCCUUCUCUUAGCAUAUACCUGAAAUGAAGCCUCUAAGCUCCCACGGCUGACGAUGCUUCGAGCAGCGAGGAGGAGGAGCAAGUGCUUCUCAAGUAGGAAGGCUGGUGCUCGAGUAGGGUAGGAAAAACUCCUUGAAGAUGAAGAAGAAUAUUGACAAAUGAAUUCUGAUACUAGAUUCGACAUCACAUGUGCAUUAUUUGAUCAUGGAAACGGAGGUAUUUUUACAUUAAGAUCAUGAUGCGAUUAUCAACAUGAUACUACCCAGUAGAACAAUCAUGGCACAAGAACAUAUUGAAGUGAAAACCUUUCUCAUUCUCAAUUCUGCUUUCCAAAAUUUUUAGCUACCCUUGAGGGAAAACCUAGCUACUUUCGUUCUUAGCUAUUUAAGUUUAAACUAGUUAGGCUUGUGGCAAGGGGACGGCAGCAGCAGCAGCUUCAACCGCUGGGAUCGAUCUGGCAGGAUCUUCCGAUCCCUGUCUUGGACAGGACCUGAAACCUUGAGUGUGCAGGUAAGUCGUCAAGUAUUGUCGUUCCAACACGUCUGCGGCACCAGGUGGCCACAACAUAGGUCUGCUGCCGUCCCCUUGCCACAAGCCUAACUAGUUUAUUAAACUUAAAUAGCUAGGUUUUCUCUUAAGAGUAGCUAUAAUUUUUGGAAAGUAGAAUUGAGAAUGAGAAAGGUUUUCACUUCAAUACAACAGAUGCGACUUAAGGGUGUUAGUUGUGAUCAAUGCUACAUAACCAUAACUGAUGUAAAGCCCGACCCACUCCCGUGGGUACUAUUAGUUGUUUUUUUUUAUCGACGAUAUGAAAAAAUUUCCAAGACGAAAACGAGUCCGGAUGUGUCCUGAAAGGAUUUGACGUCUUCAUGCUUACACUUUCUCUUUCAACAUUCUUACUUUGAGAAUGACAUCUCCUCCACUUUAAGAGUGACAUCAUGUAGAAAAUGUCAACAUGUAUUUACAAUUUCAUCAUACCGAAAAGUUCAGAUUUUUGGUUCUUUGAUUGCGGCAAGAGUAACUCAUUCUCGUCCCCACCUCCCACUCCCCUCCCAAGGAAAAGACUGAUGAGAAACAAAAUAAAGAGGUUAUUAUUUAUUAUUCUUUUCCUCGAAAGACGAAGGUGCGUUUGGAAAACUUUAUUAAAGUCUACGUUGUCCCCAUCAUGCCUUUGCCCCCUUGAAAUUUUGUACCCUAAAAUUGAAAUUGACGGGUCCGCCGAU
Molecule: messenger RNA, 9369 nt
Organism: Amoebophrya sp. A25
Lineage: Eukaryota; Dinophyceae; Syndiniales; Amoebophryaceae
Source: the annotation of a GenBank genome assembly